GGGGAGAUGAGAGGUGGCUGACGGGAGCUGGCAGGGCUGAGGGCCGCGGGGCCGGCGCCCGCCGCGAGCCAUGGGGCUGCCGGCCGCGUAGGGGCCAUGCCGCCGGGGCCCCAAGCCUGCCCCGCUCCGCGCCGGGAUGGUGAACCUGGCGGCUAUGGUGUGGCGCCGGCUCUUGCGGAAGAGGUGGGUGCUCGCCCUGGUCUUCGGGCUCUCGCUGGUCUACUUCCUCACCAGCACCUUCAAGCAGGAGGAGAGGGCAGUGAGAGAUCGGAAUCUCCUCCAGGUCCAAGACCACGAUCAACCCAUCCCGUGGAAAGUACAGUUUAAUUUGGGCAAUAGUAGUCGGCCCAGCAACCAGUGCCGGAACUCCAUUCAGGGGAAACACCUCAUCACAGAUGAACUGGGUUACGUCUGUGAGAGGAGAGAUUUGCUGGUGAAUGGCUGCUGUAACGUCAACGUCCCUGGCACGAAGCAGCACUGCUGUGACGGCUGCCUGCCCAAUGGCUGCUGUAGCGCCUACGAGUACUGUGUCUCCUGCUGCCUGCAGCCCAGCAAGCAACUCCUCCUGGAGCACUUCCUCAACCGGGCAGCUGUGGCAUUCCAGAACCUCUUCAUGGCAGUCGAAGAUCACUUUGAAUUGUGUUUGGCUAAAUGCAGGACCUCAUCCCAGUGGGGAGGCGAGUCUUUGUGUUCCUCACAAAUAAAUUACAGGCAUCCUACCUCAGCCAGAGUUGACCUGCAGGAAACGUGAGGAGGUUGAAACCUUCACGGCAGAACCCCAGUUUCUCGAGAGAGCUAAGGUAAAAAAGAUGGGAGCCCCGCUCCAGAUCUCCCCAACUAUGUCGUUCAUUUCAGUGAAUCACUUAGCGCAGCAAUUAAAUAAAAAAAAUAAAAUUAUAAAAUGACUGGGAAGGACACAGGGGGACCAUCUUUCUGGAUACCUGGUUUGGGGAAAGGAUGAUCUGAGUUCAAGGCAGCCAAAUUUUGUCAAGUUUUUGGCUCACACUGAUGGUUUUUGAGGGAAAGAGGGAUGUCAGUUUCUAAAGAUGUUCCAGACACUCCGUGGGUUGCUAUUUGGAGCUGGAAUCCUCUGUGCUCCCCUCCAGAGCCUCAGGAGGCCUGGCGUCCCUCGCACGUGCUGGACUCAGUUUCUCUGAGGAAGCUUUUGCCUGGGCAGCAAUCCAGGGCGUGCUCUGAGAGUGCAAGCCCUGACACCCACGCCCUUCCAGAGCUCGGCCUGCAGUCUGCUGCAUGCCAGCUUGGAGGCCUGAGAUAAAUGGUCUUGCAGCCGCUUAGCCGUCAGCCAGGCUCAUUUAUUUGACACAAAUAAGCUCAUUGACCUGAUUUAACGGAGGGAGGAACUAUGGAGUCAAGUCCAAUAUGAUCUCAAAGCCCUGUCUUUUCAUCGCAGUCUUUUCAGAUCUUUAAGGAUGACUGCCGAGUUAAACGUUGCUCAUGGGCACUCUGUCAAGUUAAAAAGGAGAAAGAGAAGCUGGAGAGAGGGGAGGAAGGGGAGAGGAGAGAGCAGGAGGUGUUGGGGGCACAAAUGCCAACAGUUGCUCUCUGUGCCACUUGGGGGCACCAGUUACUUAGGUUUUCUGUCAGCGUAGUCCUUGUUGGGAGAUCGUGAGACGUGUGCCCAUGUGGGCUCCCUCUCACUGGGACAAUGAAGCUGUUCCUAUAGACGAAGGACCAUCUGGUGGUGAAGACGAUCCAGGACUCUUUCCCAGAGCCCCAUCGACUUUGUGCACAGGGACUCAGGCAUCUCCUUUUGCAAAGAAAAGGAAAUCUGCUGCUGGUGCCAUUGAAGACCUCAGGCUUAACUCAGGGCCCAUACUGUCCCCUUCUUCCUCCUCUCCCAUUUGCCGAGGUGAAAUGUAGGAUAGUCUCUUGACUGUUCCUACCCCGACAAAAAAACAUCUGGGAACUGCUGACAACGUACCAUCCUGCAUUUGCACCAUCACGUUCACAACGGCAGUGUCUCCUGAGGCAGGUGUUCUUUCUCAGCUUCAUUUUAGGAGCCCGGCUCUGACACGGUUUAUAUUUUUCUCCAGGUUAUAGAUGCUAGUUGCAGAGCCCCAGAAGGCGCACAUGGGCCCAGCCUAGGCACGUUGUGAUCGUAGCGACCGUCUUCCAAUCAUUUCUGGUGCUGAAGGCCUCUUACUUAAUCUCAACAACCACGCUUAUGAAGUUGUAGGUCUUUUUAUCCUCAUUCUACAGAACUCAGAGAUUAAUUUCUUUGGGGAAACAUCGUCUUACUGGUUUAAACCAGGAUAGUGGUCGAACCCGGAUCUUUUUUUGCUCCAGGACCUUGACUUUUAGCCCCUGAGAUGGAAGUGCCACUGUGGGCUGAGUGCUGAGAAGGAGGAGGGGUUGUUUGCUUUAAAGCUUGCUAUUUGGCCUAGGAUUUGGAUCAUCCUUGAUUGAAGCAAAAUGUUUCACCUUCUUGCUGCUGGUCCUACCAGGAAGAGUGUUUGAAGAAUGCACUGAAAGUUGAUUUUAGCUUUUCAGCACAGCUCUGGUAACUUCCUUUUUUUCCCUGAUCAGAGUCCUUAUAAUGGUCUGAACUGUCUCCCCCUACCCAAAUCCAUAUACUGAAUUCCCAGCCUUCAGUGCAUUACAGUGUAACCUGUUCAGAUAAUCGCCUCUGAAGAGGUGAUUAAGUUAAAAUGAGGCUGUGAGGGUGGUUUCUAAUCUACUAGGACUAUGUCCUUAUGAGAAGAGGGAGAGAAAGCCCUUAAAGAGGGCUUUAAGAAGGCCGCCAUCUGCAAUCUAAGAACAGCCUCAGGAGAAACAAACCUAUUGACGCCUUGAUCUCAGACUUCCCAGCCUCCAGAACUGCAGGAGAAUAAAUUCCUGUCCUUUAAGCUCCCCAGUCUGUGGUAUUUUGUUAAGGCAGCCUGCGGUGACUGAGAACAAUCCUUGAAGGAAAUGAUGCUGAGUUACUAUGCAAACCCAAAGCAUAGCACGGCGGGUAGCAACACUGAGCAGCACCGCUGGAGUCGUCUUGGCUCCAGUGUGUUUCUUUUCUAUGAAAGUGUACCUGAGACCAUGUCCAAGGUUCCUUCCAGCCCUGGUCUUCAGGGGUUCUAGUUUCAGGGUCUAGCCUAAAGACCUGAGAAGUGCUGCUUUAAACCUGUGGUGUUUAACCAGAGGGGCAUUUUGCCCCCCAGGGGACAUAAGCCAACGUAUGAAGACAGUUUUGGUUGUCAGGACGUGUGUGUGUCUGUGUGCCUCCAACUGAGGCACAUCCUCAAGUGCCCUGCACAGCCCCCACCACAGAGGGUUGUCCACUGCCUAGCAUCAGCAGGGUCGAGGUGGAGAAACCCUGGGUUCAGCUUUGUUGCUCUUCGAAUGGGGGUGAUGUGGGAUUGUCAGCUCCGGUCAUUCAUUCAGCAGGAACUCACUCAGCACUUACUGUCUGCCUAGCUCAGUGCUAGGGAGUGCAGAGACCUGGAAAAGUCUCCUGGAGUUUAAAGUCAGGUUGAUCUUAAGCUUCUGGUCUUGGGAACAUGGUAUUAAUACCUAAACAUUCUUAGGUGAUGAUGUUACCAUCCUCCUUAGGAUAAACUGUCACUUUGGAUUUCCAGCGAACGUUUUUUGCUUGGACAGCCAAGCAUCAUUUAUUGAAUCCUGCCUCAUUCACAGAUCUACACUAGUAUACCUUUAUUGUUCAGUCACUAAGUCAUGUCCGACUCUGCGAUCUCAUGGACUGCAGCAUGCCAGCUUGGUUCUUUAUAAAGGAUUGGAGGAGGGACUUGCCUGGCGGUUCAGUGGCUAAGUCUCUGCUCCUAAUGCAGGGGCCUGGGUUCGAUCCCUGGUCAGGGAACUAGAUUCCACAUACUCCAACCAAGAGUUUGCAUGCCACAACUAAAGAUCCCUUGUGCCUCAAUGAAGGUCGAAGAUGAUGUGUGUCCCAACUAAGACCUGGCGGGGUGUAGCCAAAUAAAUAAAAGUAAAUAAUGAAAAAACAGAAAAGACUUGAGGAAGCUAUGUAUUUAUAUAUAAUACUGAUUAGUAGAACUAGCUUAAAAGGAAUGGCUACCCACUCCAGUAUUCUUGCUUGGAGAAUCCCAUGGACAGAGGAGCCUGGCUGGCUAUAGUCCAUGGGGUUGCAGAGUUGGCUGUGACUGAGUGACUGACACUUUUAAAGUGGAAUGCCAGCAUGCAGAUGUGAGACAGAAACACAGUUGAUGCGUAAGUCCAUAUAUGCAUUUUUCCUAAUUACAAAGUGACACAUUACAUUAUAGAAAGAGAAGUAAAGAAAAUAAAAACUUUCAUAAUCCUUCCAUCUGUAGAUAACUACUAUGUGAUAUGUCUCUUUUUGUAUACAUGCACACAUAUUUAACAAGAAAGAAAAUUGCAACCCUGUUUUACCCUUUUGUCACCAAGUGAAUGGCCCUUGAAUGGGGCUUUGACAUCUGAUUUGGUGAUCACAAGGCAGAGAAAGAUGUCUGCAUGCCAGACUGGCUGUGGAGUUAGGGGACCAGGGUCACUGCCUACCAAGAAUGCAUUGAUCCAGGGAGAUGGUGAACACCCACAUUUCACAACUCCAGAGGGCAUCAUUCACGUAGUAACAGAAUGGUGUAUUCCGUGUUACCCCUCCGCCUCUCCCCCCUUGUGUGACCCAGCAACCCUGGAACUCUAUUUUUUGUAGCAGCUUUGUUGAGCUGUAGUUCACUUACCUUGUAGUUCACCCAUUUAAAGUGUAAAAUUCAAUGAUGUUAGUGUAGUUUAUUCAGAGCUGUGCAGCCAUCACCACAAUCAAUUUUCGAACAUUUUCAUCACCCCAGAAAGAAAUCCCGUACCUGUUAGCUAUCACUCUCCCAUUUCCCCUGAUCUUUCCAGCCCUAGAUAACCACUGAUCUACUUAGUCUGUAGAUUUGCCUAUUCUGGACAUUUCAUAUAAAUGGAAUCAUAUAUAAUCUUUUGGGACUGGCUCCUUUCAUAUAUCAUCAUGUUUCCAUGACUUGUCCAAUUAUAGCAUGUAUCAGUACUUUGUUCUUUUUUAAAAUUUUAUUUUUCUAGUUGAAUUGUUCAUAUACAAUACAUUCACCUUUUUAAAGUAUACAGUAUUUUUUCCUGUUCACAAAGUUGUGCAGCCACUACCACUAAUUCCAGAAUAUUUUCAUCCCUCCAAAAGAAACCCCAUACCUAUUGACAGUCUUUCCUCAUUCUUCCUCCCUGCCAGCCUGUGGCAACAAUUUACCUUCUGUCUAUUGACCUAUUCUGAAUAGUUCACAUAAAUAGAAUUGUACAGCAUGUAGUCUCUUGUUACUAACCUCUUUCACUUAGCAUGUUUUCAAAGUUCACUCAUGUUGUAGCAUGUGUCAGUACUUCAUUCCUUCUUAUGGCUAAAUAUUCCACAAUAUGGAUAGACGCCCUUUUGCUUAUCCACUCAUCAGUUGAUGGGCAUUUUUGGUUAUUGUGAAUAAUGUUUCUCUUGAGCAUUUGUGUACGUUUUAGGUGGACAUCUGAUUUCUGUUCCCUUCUAGGUAUAUACCUAGAAGUGGCAUUACUGGGUUAUAUGAUAUGGGUUUCAUCUUUUGAGGAAUUGCCAGACUGUUUUCCAAAGCAGUUGUACCACUUUACAUUCCCACCCGAGGAUGGGGUACGAGGAUUCCGCUUCCUUCACACCCUUGCCGACACUUGUCUUUGUUAUUGUAGCCAUCCUAAUGAUGAUGAAGUGGUAUCUCGUUGGGGGUUUUGAGUUAGUGUAUCCCUGAUGGCUCAUGAUGCUGAACAUCUCUUCAUGUACUUAGUGGCUACAUGGACAUCUUUAGGGAUGUGUCUAUCUUAAUUCUUUGCCCAUUUUAAAAUUGGGUUGUCUUUAUAAAUUGUUAGACUUCUUUAUGUAUUUUAGAUACAAGUCCCUUGUCAGAUAUAUGAUUUGCAAACAUUUUCUCCUGUUCUAUGGAUUGUCAUUUCACUUUCUUGAUGGUUUCUUUGAAGCAUAAAAAUUUUAGUUUUGAUGAAGUUCAAUAUAAUUUUUCUUUGGUUGCUUGUGGUUUUGGUAUCAUAUUGUGAUACUAAUUGAUUUUUAAUGAAUGAUAAUAUUCCUUGGAAUAGAUGUAGCAUAAAAAGAUAAUUGUUUGAUACUAAUUGCAUAAUGGUCUUUGUUUUAAUGUCUUCACGCCCACCCUCACCCUCAAUAUCUUUAUUCUGGUGACAUUGGGAGUUAUACCUCAAGCCGUUUGCAAAUUGCAUUAGAUUCCUGUAGCCUUUGUAACACAUCAUUGUUCCACAUGUCCUUUUUCCUCCCCUACGAAUGUGCUGAGUGGUGCCCAGACCUCUGCAAUGCAACUGACAAGGAGCGGAAGUCUCCAUACAACACAACUUAGCUGCCCUCUAAGUCCCUGUCCUUCGAUCGCCAGUGUUGCAGUGUUGCAACCUUGUGGGACCACGUCGCCAUCUUCUGGCAAAGACAGUAAAGUGCAAUGCCAGAAACUUCAAGGUUUUACCGAAGGUCUUUUUAUUUUUCCCUUUCUCCAUGGCAGAUUGUCAGGUACCAAUUAAUUCUUUUCAUUCUGACCUACUCCUGUUGCUUUAAGGUCUUUUCACCUUUUGAAGUAAUGUUUAAAACUUCAACCACUUACAGAAAGUGAACCUGUUUUCUAUAAGGCAGGGAAGCUUGUGUGUUUCUCCUUCUACAGGCAAUUGCUAGUGUGUUACACAUUUCUAUUAUCGAGUAGGAAGCAGUUCGUUACCUUCAGUGUGGACAGGCAAAUGAAUGCAAGUCAUUUCUUGUGUCAUCCGAGUCAAAUUAUUAUGCUUGUUGACUCCUUGAUAGGCUAGGGCUCUCUCAGGUGUAUCAUUUUGCCUGCUUUGCCCAGCCCUCCCAGGCAUACCCAGGUCUAUGUAUCGUUCCCACUUUGCUGAUAAGAGUGAGGCCCUAGGAAGGUAAGUGACUUAUCUUUGUUUUCUAGGACAGAAUGGGCAACAAAUUUUUUUUUUUAAUAAAUGAUGGAACAAUUGGGAUGUGCACCUUUAGUAUGCAAUAUAAUGCCUUAUACUCUAUUUUAAUAAAUCUUUAUUGAAGACAAAAAAAAAGAAAUUCUGUAUCCUGACUCCCGACCUACUUUCUCUUCACCACACCUAACUGCUUCUCCUAUCAUAAAUGCCUCAGUCAUUUCAACGAAUAUUUGCACUGUUGUUCAAUGAGAGAACAGGUGUUUAUAACUUUCAAUCUUUAAUAAAAGGAGUAAAAAUGUGAUUAUUAAAAGACUGCAGAAAAACACCUACACAAAUAUUCAUGCCAGUGUUAGUCACAGCAACCAAAAAGUAGAAACAAUCGAAAUGCCCAUCAACAGAUGAACAGAUAAAAAUGUGGACCAUCCACACAGUGGAAUAUGAGUAAGCCACAAAAAGGAGUGAGGUAUUGACACAAGUUACAGCAUGGUGACUGUUGAAAAUGUGAUGCUUAGUGAGAGAAGCCGGUCCCCAAAGGCCAUAUGUUAUAUAAUUCCACUUAUAUAGAAUGUCUAGAAUAAGCGAAUUUAGACUGGAAACAGAUUACUAUAUGGGGGAAAUUAAGGGUGGCUGCUAAUGGAUGUGGGAUUUCUUUCAGGGUGAUGAAAAUGAUCUGAAGUUGAUGGUAGAGAUGGCUGCACAACUCUGAAUAUACCAAGAAAUAUACUAAAAAUACAUUUGAAAUGGGUGUGCAUUUUAUCCUGUAUUCCAAUAAAGCUGUUUUUAAAGUGUGUA
Molecule: messenger RNA, 7704 nt
Organism: Odocoileus virginianus texanus
Lineage: Eukaryota; Metazoa; Chordata; Mammalia; Artiodactyla; Cervidae
Source: RefSeq, a predicted model, not a curated record